AUGGAGAUGGCGACGUGGGACAGACGAUGGCAACCCCGUCAGCGCAUGAUCGCGCAAGAUAGUUGCAAUACGGAGGGCACCGAGUCGUUGGGUAUGGCAUGUGGUCGCAUCGUCGCCGGCGCGGUGCAACGCGCAAGUCCAACUGCCAGUUUGGGCAUAGCAGCGCUGCAUGAGCUGAGCCCACGAGAGUGGAUGUUCGCCAAGGGCUCGGCUGAGGAUCGCCGAAUGCUUAUCCAAAGCUUGUUCGCGAGUCUCCCAUGGCCCUUUGGUACUGAGCCGCGCAAAACCCCCGAUCCUCGGCCUCGUGCGAGCGUGGUGAGCACCUGGCCCCGUCCCUACGAGGCUCGAGGCCUUGGCUUUAUUGCUUGA
Messenger RNA from Gaeumannomyces tritici R3-111a-1, 369 nucleotides. RefSeq lists its product as hypothetical. NCBI's taxonomy places the organism in Eukaryota, Fungi, Ascomycota, Sordariomycetes, Magnaporthales, Magnaporthaceae. The transcript has a single exon. Bases 1 to 369 code for a protein of 122 amino acids. The record is from RefSeq and is a predicted model, not a curated record.